This is a messenger RNA of Acaulospora morrowiae, 1362 nucleotides long. Lineage: Eukaryota; Fungi; Glomeromycota; Glomeromycetes; Diversisporales; Acaulosporaceae. The record is from the annotation of a GenBank genome assembly.
GCAUUUCGCGCUUUGGGAAAUAUAUAUUGGCUUUUCUCAAGUGAUCUGUUCCGUCAUUCAAGCACGCCUGAUCUGUCUAAAUUAAUACUUCCUUGUCAACCUGAUAUACAAGAAAAAAUUGAGGAAUUUGUUUUGGAGGAAAUUGACAACUAUAGAAACAUAUAUUACGAAGCUGAAGCAAAAAUUAUCGAGGAAAGAAAAAACAAGGAAAUCGAGGAGAGAAAUCAAGGAAUUGAUGAAAAUAUACAAGACUCGGAAAGGCCUAUCAAAAAACCAACAAAAAAUGUUGACGUUAUCAUAAAUCCAGAAGAAAAAUAUCAUAUAAUGGAAGUUAUUGGUACCCUCUUGCGUGGUGUAAGAGGCGGGUGGUUUCAUGUAUCCCAUGCAGUCAGUGUGCUCUGCCAGUUUGGAACCCUUGGAGGUGAUCUUGACGAGGUUAUUAAGAAGUUGAUACAUGAAUUUAAGGAACAGAUAUUAUCCGGGGAAGCUAAACAGUUUGCGACCGUUUUCAUCUCUUCAUUGAAAAAGUCCCAUUCGCUCUAUGCAAGUGGACGUGUUGGAUCUAUGAAUGGAACCUCUUCCCUUGCACGACUUUGUUCACAUGCACUACAAUCCCGAGAUACUCGCGAAAAAUCAUCAUUAAGGGAUGCUGAACACAUAGUAGAAUUACACAAAGAAGGAAUUUCGUAUAUCACAUCAAAAAUCUUGGAGUAUCAACGCACCAACAAUACUGAAGCCGUUCCGAGAAUGAUCAAAUUUUUCAAAAUAUUAGGCAUGCUGUUAACCGGAGUUGGCUCCAGUGACGCGCAUAAAAUAGAAUCAAUCCUCAAAGAAGAACUUGAAUCACGAAAAAUAGAUGUGAUAGAAUCAGAAAAACAGUGGGAACCUUAUUAUUCAUACCUUCUCAGGGUCAGCAAUGCUGCGACUAAAGGUGUCAGUAAAAAAGGUAAUAACGCAAAAUCGUCGCUUAAAAAGAAACGUCGUCCGUCAGAUCCGAAACGUAAUUCGAGAGAUCAUCAUGUCGACUCGAAUUCCGAGAAUCAAGAAAAUAAUGAAGAGCUCGUCACCCCGUCAUUAGGCAAAUCAAGGAAUGGUAACGUUGCACCACCAUCAUUCGGCGAUGAGGAAGCAAACAACUCUUUGAACAACAACGAAAUGCCUUCAUCGAUCAAACGGUCUGCACCGGUUGAUGAUGACGCGGAAGUCACAAAAUCUCCUCCAAAGAAAAGGAGAUCAUCGACAAAAAGAAAACCAAGUCACGAGGAAAUAAUAAAUAAUGAAGGGAUACUUGACAACGAUGAAUCAGAUAGGGAAAGCGCCGAGAGUUUUCAGAGUGUUUCCGAUAUAAGAAACAAAAAAAGG